ACAAUCACAUCUUUUAUUUUGCCCAUUAUCAGAUAUUCACGCCAUCGGUGGCGUUUCUAUUUUUGUAGAAAAUAAAAGUAGUGAAGUGUCAAAAUUAUUGAUUAGACCACUAUUGCAGUGGUUACACUUCCUGACGAAUUCAUUUUUUUAAGGUGUAUUUUACGCAACCAGGUUAUGGGCGUGUUCGUUGUCUAAUUUAUUAAUAAUAGUUUGAGAGCGUAAUUAAUUUUCUAUUAUACUAAGUGCUAAGGAAUAUUAAUUUUCAGAAGACAUAAUUGGAAGCAUAUUUAUAUGAAAUAUUUAACAUGGAUGGAGGUGGUUAUUCAGGUGAUGGAGACUGUACUGGACAGUCAUCUAUUUCCAAUAAGAAGUUACAGCAAACUCAAGCUAAAGUUGAUGAAGUUGUUGGGAUCAUGAAAGUCAACGUAGACAAAGUUCUAGAAAGAGAUCAAAAAUUAUCAGAACUUGACAACAGAGCUGAUGCCUUGCAAAUGGGUGCUGCACAAUUUGAACAGCAGGCAGGAAAGUUGAAAAGAAAAUAUUGGUGGAAGAACUUGAAGAUGAUGAUCAUCAUUGGUGUUAUUUGUGGUAUUAUAUUAAUCAUCAUUAUACUAUCAAUACCAUCAGGAGAUGAUACCCAACCUAAGUAAGUGAUCAAAUAAUGUAAUUGUUAUUUAAAGAAGAAAAGUUAGUUGUAAAGGAAACUGGGGCACUACAAUCCAACAACCUUUCAACAAUGAUUUUUGAUAGAAAUCCUACAUAUUUUUGAGAUAUUUUUACAGUUACAAUUUAUAGGUGUCUAAGUUUAUACUGUGGUAAAGUGGCCUUUUUAAAAUCUGAACACAUAAAAUACGUAUGUUUAUAUUCGUAAUGCCUUAAGAUUCUGAGCAGUGAAUCCAAACCUUGAUGGGUAAUAGUUAAUUACCGUUUGACUUUUUCUCCGAUGUUGCCUUUUUUGAUAAUUAAAAAACUAAUAUUUACCAUAUUAUGUACUUUUUAUACUAAUCAAUAAUGAACACAUAUCCUACUGUUCUUUAUAUAAAUAAUAACAUUAAAAUAUUGUACAAAGUAUAUUUAAAAAAUUGAAUAUAAGUGAAUUGUGAAUUGUGAAUUAACAUACCAAAUUGCAUAUACUAUAAAUGUACAACUUUGAUCAUCAGAAAUCUAAUAAAAAAAAAUUUUUAAAAA
Molecule: messenger RNA, 1188 nt
Organism: Copidosoma floridanum
Lineage: Eukaryota; Metazoa; Arthropoda; Insecta; Hymenoptera; Encyrtidae
Gene: Syb
Product: Vesicle-associated membrane protein synaptobrevin
Biological process (GO): vesicle-mediated transport
Cellular component (GO): membrane
Source: RefSeq, a predicted model, not a curated record